Molecule: messenger RNA, 630 nt
Organism: Prunus avium (sweet cherry)
Lineage: Eukaryota; Viridiplantae; Streptophyta; Magnoliopsida; Rosales; Rosaceae
Source: RefSeq, a predicted model, not a curated record
AUGGCAGCCAAUCUGGGGGUGCUUUUUGUUGAGGCACGCCAACACCCUGCAGGGAUAUCAAAACAGGCUCAAGAGCAAACUGGAAGAGCCACAGAAAGUGGAAAUUAUCUGAAUGAAGGAGAGAUUAUGGAGCAGUUAAGCAAGGCCAAAAUGGAGUUUGGUCAGAUGAAGACUUUGUCACCUUUUCCUAAUAUUCCUGGCGUUCCAAUUCCACAGAUACCAUUUGCACCUCAAACUCCUGGUGUUCCAAUUCCACAGAUACCAUUUACACCCCAAAUUCCUGGUUUCCCAAUUCCACAAAUCCCAUUUGCACCCCAAAUUCCAGGUGUUCCAAUUCCACAGAUACCAUUUACACCUCAAAUUUCUGGUUUCCCAAUUCCACAAAUCCCAUUUGCACCCCAAAUUCCUGGUGUUCCAAUUCCACAGAUACCAUUUACACCCCAAAUUCCUGGUUUCACAAUUCCACAAAUCCCAUUUGCACCCCAAAUUCCUGGUGUUCCAAUUCCACAGUUACCAUUUGCACCUCCAUUUGGAAUUCCUAAAAUACCUUCAGUCCCACCACUUCCUAACUUUCCAGCCCCUCCUAUCAACAUUCCCAAUAUCCCUUUCCUUUCACCUCCUCCUGCAUAA